AGUGAUCGUUGUUAAAUGCUGUAACUGUUUUUGGAAUUAAAAUUAAUAAAUACAAUAAAAUGGAAGCUGUUGGACGUAAACGUAUACGCUCUGAUGAGUCUCCAUUUGUAUUGCAAAGUAAAAUGUUUAUUAACGAAAAGGUAUUGGAUAAUAACAGCAGCGAGAGAAUGAAGGAUAUACACAAUAAAACAAUAAAUAUGCUGUUUAAAGCUGCUCGUGAAUUUAAUUCAAAUAGUCUUAAUAAUAACAUUAAACAACCGCCAAUACCAUUAUGGAAACAAAUAUCCUUAUCGGGAGAUGGUCGUAUCGAAUUUCGAAAUGAAGUAGAUCCCGUGGAUUUGCCAAAACAUAAAAAACGAGCUACAUGCUGCGAUCGAGAAACUUUAAUACAAGAAACUUGUUGCAAUUGUAGUACUCUCACCCUCUGUGAGGAGUGUGGUUACUCCUGCGUAGAAUGUGACAAAUUUUUAUGCAGGAGUUGUGUUUGUCUUUUUGGGUGUGGCGAUAUUGAGAGACCAAUUUGUGAAAAAUGCGCAAUUUUUGAUUAACAAUUUUAGUCCAUCAUUGGACAUAGGAAUGAUAAUAAAAAAGGGUAUUUAAACUGAAUACCAAGUUGCCAAUUUCAGUAAAAAUAUCUACUCCUAAUGAUAAAUUUAUGUUA
This is a messenger RNA of Teleopsis dalmanni, 661 nucleotides long. RefSeq names its product apoptosis regulatory protein Siva-like. Gene Ontology annotation, biological process: extrinsic apoptotic signaling pathway. The record is from RefSeq and is a predicted model, not a curated record. Lineage: Eukaryota; Metazoa; Arthropoda; Insecta; Diptera; Diopsidae. Gene Ontology annotation, molecular function: CD27 receptor binding. The transcript is spliced from 3 exons. The coding region runs from base 60 to 548 and encodes 162 amino acids.